Molecule: messenger RNA, 627 nt
Organism: Chanos chanos (milkfish)
Lineage: Eukaryota; Metazoa; Chordata; Actinopteri; Gonorynchiformes; Chanidae
Product: protein CutA homolog
Exons: 7
Coding region: 1-627 (208 amino acids)
Biological process (GO): response to metal ion
Molecular function (GO): copper ion binding
Source: RefSeq, a predicted model, not a curated record
AUGCCACCAGCAAAGAAGCAGAUUUGCAGCCCAGCAGAUGCCACAUUUUUCUGGACACAAGCUCGGCGCAGAAGUCGGCUCCAAAUUCGAUGUCAGUGUGCUCAUUUUACUGCAAAUGACACGGCCGUCUUUCACAAAAUGGAUUGGUUCUAUCAGCGGUGUUACAAAGAUUCGAGAUCUCAGACUUUGUCUCGGUCGGGAAUUAUGGUCAUAUGUGGGACACUGCUCCUAGCCCUGUCUCUCUACCCAGUGCUGAGGGCUUUGGGAGCUCAGAUCCACUCUGCUUUGACUGGAAGUUAUGUAGCUGGACACCACUCUAUACUGCUCAUCAACUGUCCCACUGAGCAGGCUGCUAAAGACAUCGGCAGAGGUAUUAUGGAGAAAAGGAUGGCUGCCUGUGUUAACAUUCUUCCACGUACUGUCACUAUGUAUUUCUGGAAGGGCGAGAUACAGGAUGCCUCAGAGAUACUGCUGUUGGUCAGAACUAGAAGUUCUCUUAUCCAACGGCUCAUGGAUUAUGUCAAAUCUGUCCAUCCAUAUGAAAUUCCUGAGGUGCUCAGUUUCCCAGUUGAAGAUGGAAGUCUUUCCUACAUGAAAUGGAUGGAUGAUGCAGUCCCUGAAAACUGA